Serendipita indica DSM 11827 is the source of this 3213-nucleotide messenger RNA. The record is from the annotation of a GenBank genome assembly. NCBI's taxonomy places the organism in Eukaryota, Fungi, Basidiomycota, Agaricomycetes, Sebacinales, Serendipitaceae.
AUGCAUCUUGAAAGUGACCAUUCUUCUUCUAGGAGUCGUCACGACGAUAGUCACUUUCCAACGCGACCCGUGGAUCGAGACAAGGCUGAAGCAGAGCUUACACUGAACAUCAAGAAAGCGACGAGCCCAGAGGAGACUGCGCCAAAACAGAAACACGUCCGAAAAUGCAUCGUGUAUACUUGGGACUAUCAUUCGUCUAAUUCUAUCUGGACUGGUCUCAAGGUCCAGCCAAUCCUUGCGGAUGAAGUUCAAACAUUCAAGGCUCUCAUCACCGUCCACAAGAUCCUACAGGAAGGCCACCCUGUCACAUUGAAAGACGCCCAGCAUCAAGUAGGCUGGUUCGAAACCUGCGCGAGGACCGUUAGUCAGGACGGGAUCAAAGGAUACGGACAGCUGAUUCGAGCUUACGUCGCUUUCAUUCUAUCCAAACUGCGCUUUCAUCGGCAUCGACCGGAAUUCAACGGGCUAUUUGAGUACGAAGAAUAUGUCAGCUUGAAGGGUAUCGACAACCCAGAUGAAGGUUAUCAAACCAUUUCGGACCUAAUGGACCUUCAAGACCAAAUUGAGGGGCUGCAAAAACUCAUCUUUGCGCAUUUUAGACAUUCGGCUAACAAUGAAUGUCGCAUCUCAGCGCUCGUCCCACUCGUCAAGGAGAGUUAUAACAUCUAUCGCUUCAUCACCAGCAUGCUGCGAGCUAUGCACCGUCGCACAAAUGACACAGAGGCACUUGAGCCUCUCAGGUCUCGUUAUAACUCGCAGCAUCAUGCCCUUCGCAAGUUCUACUUCGAGUGUUCGAACCUCAAGUACCUUACGGGUCUCAUUAACGUCCCGAAGCUCGGCUCAGAGCCUCCAAAUCUCUUCGAUACUGGACAGACCCCUGACCUGCCCAAGCGACCGACAGAAAAGCCGAAAUCCCCCACACCACCUCCAGCGGCACCAUCACCUGAUGCAGCAAUGGUUCGUGAACAAGCAGCAAUGCUCAAGGAGUAUGAAGACAAGCAGAAAGCCCUCGAGGCUCAAAGGAGAGCAGACGAGGCACGAAGGAAAGAAGCCGAACUCCUACAGCAGAGAGAGAUCGAAGAGAUGCAACGCUUGCAGCGAGAACGAGAGCGUGCUGCUCAGGAGGCCCUGAUGGCCCAGCAGAUGCAACAGUUCAACGAUCAGGCUGCGCAGCAGAUCAACCAAAUGCAAAUGGAGAUGCUCGCUAUGCGUGGCCAAUACGAGCGUGAUCAGAUUCUACUCGAGCAAUACGAUAGGCGAGUGAAAGCACUAGAGGGUGAAAUGGCCGGUGUCAGUGCGAAUAUCGGCUCUCAAAUGCUAGCCAAGGACGAGCUUAUCAAACAACUUCAAGACCAAGUUACCCUCUGGAGAAAUAAGUACGAGUCGCUUGCGAAGCUCUACAGUCAACUUCGUACUGAGCAUCUGGAAAUGCUUUCGAAGCACAAGCAGAUGCAGCUCAAGGCAAACUCUGCACAAGAGGCCAUUGACAAGAUGGAGAGGAUGGAAAAGGAUGUCAAGGCGAAAAAUCUGGAGCUUGCCGACAUGAUUCGUGAGCGAGACCGUGCCAGGUUCGAUUUGGACAGGAUGAAAUCGAAUCACAAAGAGGAGCUCGAUAGAGUCCGUCGAGAACUCAACUUUGCCAAUGAAAAGCUCGAAGAUGCGGAACGCGCUAGGUCGCAUGAUGUCUCGGGUAUGGCAUCGGUCUACAAGCGCCAAAUCCACGAGCUCGAGGACUCACUCAAGGCGAAGCAAUUGAGGAUUGACGCCAUGACUGAGAAGCUCGACUCAGCCUCUGCUGAUCUAGAGGCCUUGCGUGAAGAGAAAGACCAAGAAAUCAUGAUCCUCCAAGAAAGUGUCGACUCGACUCUCCAACAAAUGGCGGAUCUACAAGCGACACAAGGCCUCGUCGAGCAAACAACCGAUGUGCAACUCACGAACAUCGUCCUGGACAACAGGAAGAAGUUGAAUGAGAUUAUCGACUCUAUCCUCCAGGCUUGCAUUCACAAGGUCGACGAUGCAAUCUACGAGCUCGAAUCACCUGCACAGCAAGGCAACCUCAACUCAACACCGGAGUACACGCUCUCCAUGAUUGAGAAGGCUAUCAACAACUCGACCGAGUUUGCAACUGUAUUCGAUCUAUACCUCGGCCAAGAGAAGGGUGGAGAUCACGUAGAUGUCAUCAAAGCCGCCAACGAGUUUGCUCAGUCGCUGUCCGACGUCCUACUCAAUACAAAGGGAAUCACCCGACUCUGCAGCAACGACGAGGCAUCUGAUCAACUCAUCUCUGUCGCAAAGAGUGCCGGUGACACCGGAAUGCGUUUCUUCUUGAACUUGCAAUCCUACAAACUCGACCUCGUUCCAACUCAGAACCGUAGGGAAAUUCCUCUGCGCGUGAUGAUGGAAGCACGCGGUGCUCUCAAUAAACUCAGCACAAAGGUGGAGGAAUUGGUCCCGAAGGGCAAAGGCGCAUCGUUGGCAAAGACGAAUGGCGAUAUCGGGGACAUUGUUGAGCAAGAGAUGCUCAGCGCUGCUCGCGCAAUCGAGGCCGCGACCCAGAGGCUGCAGGAGCUCAUUGCCAAGCCAAGAGACACUUCGAAGUACAGCGCCGUGGAAGUGCAGGUCCACGAUUCCAUUCUGGCCGCUGCGCUGGCCAUUACGAAUGCAAUUGGACGCCUCAUCCAGGCCGCUACGGCUUCACAGCAAGAGAUUGUGGCUCAAGGCAAGGGAUCGAGUACCACGCAGCAAUUCUACAAGAGGAACAACCGCUGGACCGAGGGGUUGAUCUCUGCGGCCAAAGCAGUAGCAUUUGCGACCACGUUGCUGAUCCAGAGUGCCGACGGUGUUCUCAGUGGUACUCAUUCAUUGGAGCAGCUCAUCGUGGCGUCCAACGAAGUUGCAGCUGCUACGGCGCAGUUGGUCGCCGCAUCGCGUGUCAAGGCAUCACUAAUGUCCAAGACACAGGAGCAACUCGAGUUGGCUGCCAAGGCCGUCACAGAAGCGUGUAAAGCGCUCGUACGACAGGUUAAGGCAAUCUCUGCUCGCCAGGCAGAGGAAGAGUUGCCAGACUACAAUAAGAUGGCAGUACACGAGUUCAAGGUUCAAGAGAUGGAGCAACAAGUCGAGAUCUUGAAGCUCGAAAAGGAACUGGGUGCCGCCAGAAGACGUUUGGGCGCGAUGAGACGUGCAGGUUAUCAUACGGAGGAAACAGACUGA